UAGUUGUAAAGCAACCAAAUCGAAACUGACACAGUAACCACUUCCUUACUCUAUUCCAUUUCAUAUCCGAUCGUAUCUCUCUCUCUCUCUCUCUCUCUGUCUCCUUAAAAAUCUCUCUUAUCUCCGCUCUCACAGGCUUCAAUAUUAGCAAAUGGCUACAAUGUUUCUUCUACUUUCUCUUCUGUUCUUCUCUGUUUCUGCUAAUACUCAAAUAAAAGUAACAGAUAAUCCCGCGGACGAACUGGUGACUGUUCUUAAUAGCAAUAGGACUGCGCACAAAGAAUCAUCCCUUUAUGACAAUCCAGGUUUAGCAUGCAUUGCAUUGCAGUACAUAAAGGCCUACCAAGGGGAUUGUGGUGCUGUGGGAGGAACAGAUGCCAAGAAACCUGCAGAAUCUGAAUUCACUGAAACGUUUGCUCCUGCUUGUGGUGUCACAGUCUCAACUCUCACUCCAAUCACUGGUCGUUUACUUGGCUGCGAGUCCAAAUACGUUAAUCCAGCUGAAGCAUUCUCAGAAAUUCUCAUGAAAAAUAGCAAGAGCUUAGAGAUUUUAUAUGAUAAGAAUCACACAGAAGUGGGGGCUGCAGUUACUGGCACAGAUGGCGGGUCUCCCUAUUUUUGGUGUGUGUUGUUUAGCAAUGGAAAGCGUAACAGUAGCUUUGCUUUAGAGGAGGGUGUGGCUAAGGUAACAAGACCAGGAUGCUUCAGUGGUGCUAAUGAUGAAUGCAGUGGUGCUAGUGAUUGGUCUCGGCCGCUUGGUCUGUGGCCCUAUGUCACUGCUGGUUUGUUUGCAGUGACAUAUGUCUUUGGUUUAUAGAUUUAUCGCUCAUUUAAAUUUAAACUAUUUUCGAGUUGAUUUAUAAACCCUUUUGCUAUUAGGUGGAUUGGCCUUUGUAAUUGUUUGUUGUAAUUCAUUUGGCUGUUUGUUCUUUAAUUUUAUGUUGAGUGUAAGAUCCCGCUUUCAUUUUCUUCA
Ricinus communis (castor bean) is the source of this 973-nucleotide messenger RNA. RefSeq lists its product as uncharacterized. Bases 152 to 817 code for a protein of 221 amino acids. The record is from RefSeq and is a predicted model, not a curated record. NCBI's taxonomy places the organism in Eukaryota, Viridiplantae, Streptophyta, Magnoliopsida, Malpighiales, Euphorbiaceae. The transcript has 2 exons.